Messenger RNA from Drosophila bipectinata, 1076 nucleotides. Its product is annotated as glycoprotein-N-acetylgalactosamine 3-beta-galactosyltransferase 1. Gene Ontology annotation, cellular component: membrane. The record is from RefSeq and is a predicted model, not a curated record. Lineage: Eukaryota; Metazoa; Arthropoda; Insecta; Diptera; Drosophilidae. Gene Ontology annotation, molecular function: N-acetylgalactosaminide beta-1,3-galactosyltransferase activity.
UUGGCUUAAAAAUAAUGCCUCCACAGUACCAAAAGCUCUUGACAAUGAUCCGGAAUACUCUGUACUUGAUAUUGGGCCUAAUUAUUGGUGUGCAGCUCACAAGUUUGGUUAGUUUUCUAAAACUUUGGAGGGCUAAUACCGUGAAGGAGGGUGGCAAGGCGUCUCUACUAAAGGAUCCAGUUGCCACUGAGGAACAACUAGCCCCUUUGCUGAGGCGCGAAGUGCGUAUCCUGUGUCUGGUACUAACCAAGCCCUCCCACCAUCGCUCCAAGGCGGAUCUUAUCAAAAGGACUUGGGGAUCCCGCUGUAAUAAGCUGCUCUUUCUGAGCAGCCAGUCGGAUAGGAAGCUGGAUGUGCUCAAGGUGAACAUGUCCGAAAUUCGAGACCACCUUUAUUCGAAGGUGCGCACCGGCAUGAGCUAUGUCCAUGAGCACUAUCUUAAUGAAUUCGAUUGGUUUCUCAAGGCGGACGAUGACACUUACGUGAUAAUGGAGAACCUGCGACUGUUUCUUUAUCCGUAUGAUCCCGAAUCGCCAGUAUACUUUGGUUGUCGUUUGACGGCGUUGUUCACCCAGGGUUACAUGUCCGGGGGCGGGGGCUAUGUGCUCAGCCGCGAUGCACUGCGUCGCCUUAAUUUGUUUGGCAUGAACAGCACCACCACCUGCAAGCUGAACGGGGCCCCCGAGGACAUGGAGAUCGGUCGUUGCCUGCAGGACGUGGGCGUGGUGGCGGGAGACUCACGGGACUUUGAGGGACACCACCGCUUCCUGCCAGUCAGACCCUUACAGUUGUUCCCCAAAUUGCCCAAGGGCCACUGGUCGGAAAAAUUUUUUUAUUUUAAACCCAAUAAAAGCGACUGUUGUUCAAUUUCGGCUAUAACCUUCCAUUAUGUUCGAGAUGUGGAGUUUGAUUUCUUUGAAUUUUUCCUAUAUUAUGUAAAGGUUUUCGGAUUGUAUUUGCCCCAAAGAGCACUCCCAUCACGAUUGAAUUUUCAGCAAACUAAUGAGCGUUUGCAGUUUUGGGCUAAUCAAAAAACUGAUAAUCCAUUCCAUAGCAUAGUUAAAGCUGGAAACUGA